Molecule: messenger RNA, 1137 nt
Organism: Gigantopelta aegis
Lineage: Eukaryota; Metazoa; Mollusca; Gastropoda; Neomphalida; Peltospiridae
Product: calphotin-like
Exons: 1
Coding region: 1-1137 (378 amino acids)
Source: RefSeq, a predicted model, not a curated record
AUGGUCUCUGCACCCUGUGUCCAGUCUCUGCACCCUAUUCCCAGUCCCUCUGCACCAUACGCCUGGUCUCUGCACACUAUGCCCUAUGUCCAGUCAUGUUAUGUUAUUAGCAUGCCUAUAUCUAUGGUUCAGGCACAUCCACCCCUAUGCCUGGUCUCUGCACCCUGUGCCCGGUCUCUGCACCCUGUGCCCAGUCUCUACACCAUGUGCCCAGUCUCUGCACCCUAUUCUCAGUCCCUCUGCACCCUGUGCCCAGUCUCUUCACCCUGUGUCCAGUCUCUGCACCCUAUUCUCAGUCCCUCUGCAUCCUGCCCAGUCACUGCACCCUGUGCCCGGUCACUGCACCCUGUGCCCAGUCUCUGCACCCUGUGCCCGGUCACUGGACCCUAUGCCUGGUCUCUGCAUCCUAUGCCCCUAUGUCCAGUUAUGUUAUUAGCAUGCCUAUAUCUAUGGUCUCUGCACCCUGUGCCCAGUCUAUGCACCCUAUUCCCAGUCCCUCUGCACCCUGUGCCCGGUCUCUGCACCCUGUGCCCGGUCUCUGCACCCUGUGCCCGGUCUCUGCACCCUGUGCCUGGUCUCUUCACCCUGUGUCCAGUCUCUGCACCCUGUGCCCGGUCUCUGCACCCUAUGCCCCUAUGUCCAGUCUCUGCACCCUAUGCCCGGUCUCUGCACCCUAUGCCCGGUCUCUGCACCAUGUGCCCGGUCUCUGCACCCUAUGUCCGGUCUCUGCACCCUGUGCCCGGUCUCUGUACCCUGUGCCCGGUCUCUGCACCCUGUGCCCGGUCUCUGCACCCUAUGCCCCUAUGCCCAGUCUCUGCACCCUGUGCCCAGUCUCUGCACCCUAUGCCUGGUCUCUGCACUAUAUGCCCCUAUGUCCAGUCUCUGCACCCUAAGCCCGGUCUCUGCACCCUGUGCCCGGUCUCUGCACCCUGUGCCCGGUCUCUGCACCCUGUGCCCGGUCUCUGCAUCCUGUGCCCGGUCUCUGCACCCUGUGCCUGGUCUCUGCACCCUAUGCCCCUAUGUAGUCUCUGCACCCUAUGCCCGGUCUCUGCACCCUAUGUCCGGUCUCUGCACCCUAUGCCCAGUCUCUGGAAAGGUGAGUGGCUGAGUAUGGGACAGACAAUAGCCAAUGAUUAA